AAUGCAUUGUAACUGGCUAGUGGGUUGUUGGCGCGCUCAGUUUGAGAUUCAACUGUGUCAGCCGAUUGUUCUCACAAACUGUAAUAAUAACCUGUUAUACCAACUCGUACUACAGUCAUUUUAUUUGUUUCGAAGCUGAUACGAUAACAUCAACAACUUCUGUCUGAGGAAACCAGCUGCUUUGUUGCCAAUAUGCAUGUCAUUAAGCGAGAUGGACGCCAGGAGGGAGUUAGUUUUGAUAAAAUCACAUCUCGCAUCCAGAAGCUUUGCUAUGGACUCAACUCUGACUUUGUGGACCCUGCUCAGAUUACAAUGAAGGUGAUCCAGGGUCUGUACAGUGGAGUUACCACUGUGGAGCUGGACACUCUGGCAGCAGAGACUGCUGCCACCCUCACCACCAAACACCCUGACUAUGCACUCCUAGCUGCACGAAUUGCGGUGUCUAAUCUACACAAAGAGUCCAAGAAAGUAUUCAGUGAUGUGAUGGAAGACCUGUACAACUACGUGAACCCGUUAAAUAAACGUCACUCUCCUAUGAUCUCCAAGGAGACGCUCAACAUUAUACGUGAAAACAAGGGUCGCCUCAACUCAGCCAUCAUUUACGACAGAGACUUCUCUUACAACUUCUUUGGCUUUAAGACUCUCGAGCGGUCGUAUUUGUUGAAGAUUAACGGCAAAGUUGCUGAGAGGCCCCAGCACAUGCUAAUGAGAGUGGCUGUUGGGAUUCAUAAAGGAGACAUUGACGCAGCCAUUGAGACUUACAACUUGCUGUCAGAGAAGUGGUUCACCCAUGCCUCACCUACUCUGUUCAAUGCUGGCACCAACAGGCCACAGCUGUCUAGUUGUUUCUUGCUAUCCAUGAAAGAUGACAGCAUCAAUGGUAUUUAUGACACACUGAAGCAGUGUGCCCUCAUCUCCAAAUCAGCUGGAGGAAUUGGAUUGGCAAUUGGCUGCAUCAGAGCAACAGGCAGCUAUAUUGCUGGGACUAAUGGCAAUUCCAAUGGGCUGGUUCCUAUGCUUCGAGUGUACAACAACACUGCACGUUAUGUUGACCAGGGUGGUAACAAGAGACCCGGGGCCUUUGCUGUGUACCUGGAGCCGUGGCAUUUUGAUGUGUUUGACUUCUUAGAGUUGAAGAAGAACACCGGUAAAGAGGAGCAGAGGGCCAGAGACCUGUUCUUCGCCAUGUGGAUCCCAGACCUGUUUAUGAAACGAGUGGAAAGCAAUCAGGACUGGUCUCUAAUGUGUCCCAGUGACUGUCCCGGGUUAGAUGAGUGUUGGGGGGAGGAGUUUGAGGAGCUCUACACUCGUUAUGAGAAGGAGGGCAGGGCUAAGCGUGUGGUGAAGGCUCAGCAGGUGUGGUACGCCAUCAUUGAGUCGCAGACCGAAACCGGUACACCAUACAUGCUCUACAAGGAUGCCUGCAACAGGAAGAGCAACCAGCAGAAUCUGGGCACCAUCAAAUCAAGCAAUCUGUGCACGGAGAUUGUAGAGUACACAAGCAAGGAUGAGGUUGCAGUGUGUAACCUGGCAUCCAUUGCCCUCAAUAUGUAUGUCACCCCAGAAAGAACUUUUGACUUCAAAAAGCUUGCAUCUGUCACCAAAGUCAUUGUCAAGAACCUGAACAAAAUUAUUGACAUCAACUACUACCCAGUGAUUGAGGCUGAAAGGUCUAACAAGCGUCACAGGCCAAUUGGAAUCGGUGUGCAGGGUUUGGCUGAUGCCUUCAUCCUCAUGCGUUAUCCGUUUGAAAGCCCAGAAGCCCAGUUGCUCAACAUUCAGAUCUUUGAGACCAUCUACUACGCUGCCCUGGAGGCCAGCUGCGAGCUGGCAGCGGAGCUCGGCCCUUACGAAACCUAUGCUGGAUCUCCUGUCAGCAAGGGAAUCCUUCAGUAUGACAUGUGGGAUAAAACUCCGACAGAUCUCUGCGACUGGAAAACGUUGAAGGCGAAAAUUGCCAAGCAUGGUGUGAGGAACAGUCUGCUCUUGGCCCCCAUGCCCACAGCUUCCACCGCACAGAUACUGGGCAACAACGAGUCCAUUGAGGCUUACACCAGCAACAUCUACACCCGCAGAGUGCUCUCGGGAGAGUUUCAGAUUGUGAACCCUCACCUGCUGAAGGACCUCACAGAAAGAGGACUGUGGAGUGACGGAAUUAAGAACCAGCUGAUUGCCCAGAAUGGGUCCAUCCAGGAUAUUGAAGAGAUCCCUAAUGAUCUGAAGCAGCUGUAUAAAACUGUGUGGGAAAUCUCCCAGAAGACUGUCCUUAAGAUGGCAGCAGAUCGUGGUGCCUACAUUGACCAGAGCCAGUCCCUAAACAUCCAUAUUGCCGAGCCAAAUUAUGGCAAACUGACCAGCAUGCACUUCUAUGGUUGGAAGUUGGGCCUGAAAACCGGCAUGUACUACCUGCGGACUAAGCCUGCUGCCAAUCCCAUUCAGUUCACCCUCAACAAGGAGAAAUUAAAGGAGGCCCAGUCAACCAAGAGCAACGAGGAGGAGACAAAAGAGCGCAACACUGCUGCCAUGGUGUGUUCCUUAGCGAACAAAGAUGAGUGCCUGAUGUGUGGUUCCUAAGUGAAGUGUGUUUCACUCAGAUAAACACUGUUCACCUUACCCACCAGCUAACUCAUUAAACAAUUAUUUUUGGGAA
This is a messenger RNA of Perca flavescens (yellow perch), 2650 nucleotides long. Its product is annotated as ribonucleoside-diphosphate reductase large subunit. Gene Ontology annotation, molecular function: ATP binding; ribonucleoside-diphosphate reductase activity, thioredoxin disulfide as acceptor. The record is from RefSeq and is a predicted model, not a curated record. The transcript has 19 exons. Gene Ontology annotation, cellular component: ribonucleoside-diphosphate reductase complex. NCBI's taxonomy places the organism in Eukaryota, Metazoa, Chordata, Actinopteri, Perciformes, Percidae. Gene Ontology annotation, biological process: deoxyribonucleotide biosynthetic process. The coding region runs from base 193 to 2574 and encodes 793 amino acids.